Messenger RNA from Leptopilina boulardi, 1339 nucleotides. RefSeq lists its product as uncharacterized. The transcript has 2 exons. NCBI's taxonomy places the organism in Eukaryota, Metazoa, Arthropoda, Insecta, Hymenoptera, Figitidae. The record is from RefSeq and is a predicted model, not a curated record. The coding region runs from base 443 to 880 and encodes 145 amino acids.
UGAAGCUAUUUAUCAUGUUUGUUUUCAAGUUGACAAAAUAAGUCUAGGCCAGUAUAAAAUAAAUAAAAGAAUAAAAAUCGGGUCGCCUACUCCAUUGAUUCAGCUCUUAAGAGUUGGGUUUUACUUUUAGAAGUCGAUAGCUUCGUCACUAACCCCUAUUCUUAGAUCAUGAGCUCUUAAUCACUUGCAUCGAAUAGCGACAAUGAUGGCAUUUGUGAAACGAGUAGUGUACACAACUACAGAAGAACUUGUCUCAUUAAAUAAUUUAAAGAUUAUUAUUAACAAAACGCGAGGAAAUACUUGAAGAUACAAAUUUUUUAAAAAGAGAUUCAAAUCAAAGACGGAGAACCAAAAGAAGAAGACGCAGAAGAAGAAGAAGAAGUUAAAUCAGGAGAUAGGAACUUUGAUAGAAAAUAAUAUUUUAAAAUCAUGUCAUGAGAAAAUGAAUUCAAAAAAAGUAAAUCAUCCUAGAAAAUUAAAAAAAUCCAUUGAAGAUAAAGAAAUACUUCCUCCUCCACGAGUGAUUUCACAUGAAUUAUAUUUUCCAAGAUUUGGAACAAAAAAAGACGUUACACCGCCAUCGCCAUUUAUUCUCAUUGAUGGAAAAUUAUUGCGAAGUUCAAUUUCAUUUUGCAAGAAGAAAAAUAAUCGAAGGGUAAAAUUCCCUGAAAAUGAUAUUCUCGUCACUGCGUACUUCGAGUCCAUCAAUUCAUGGGAUUAUAUUUUGGAUGGAGAAAAAAAUUCCGAAGAAGAUAGUGAGGAAAGUGAAGAAAGUGAUGUGAGCGAUGAAAGUGAAGAUAAAAGCGAAAAUAGCAGCGACGGAAGUAUUUAUGAAAAAAUUGAAGGAGACCAUGAAAAUGGUCAAAGAUCUGUCUCAUAAUUAAUUCAUUAAUUACAUUAAUUUUAAAUAAAAAAAAAUAAUAGCUAAUAAGUAUAUAAUUAUUCUUCAUUUAAAAAUUAAGUUUUUAAACAAUUAAUAUCAGAAAUCUCAUUCUUCAAAAAAAACAAAUGACAUUCAAGAAAAUUGUUUUACUUUUAUUCUUAAAACUCAACAUAUUCAACAAUCGCAAAACAAAAAGGUUGUUUUAUCAAUUACAUUUUGUACAUGCAACAUUUAUAUAACUACUAAAAUCUCUGCAGUCACUUAAAUUCUUUUUUUUUUUUUUUUUUUUCUUUCUGUUUUUUUGCAAACACUUCGUGUAAAAUGAAUAGUAUCUAAAUGCACAUUAGAGAAUAUAAUAUUAAAAUUGGAUUAUUAAAUAGGAUUGUAUCGCUCGAUUUCUACAGUUACAGAAAAAUGUUUGGCCUCUGGUGCGGAAAUAAAAAAUAAUUAUACACA